Messenger RNA from Heterobasidion irregulare TC 32-1, 417 nucleotides. RefSeq lists its product as uncharacterized. The coding region runs from base 1 to 417 and encodes 138 amino acids. The record is from RefSeq and is a predicted model, not a curated record. Lineage: Eukaryota; Fungi; Basidiomycota; Agaricomycetes; Russulales; Bondarzewiaceae. The transcript is spliced from 2 exons.
AUGCCCGAGCCCACCACGGGCUCUGUGUCCUCCCGCAGGGCUCCCAGCCCCUCAUUCGUCCUCAAAAUACGCAACGAGCCAAAGUCCAAAGUGCCCCCUAGGAACAAGCGCCCCCGACUCGUGCGCGCCGCCGAUAUACCCGCCUCGCGCGUCGACCGCCCGCCGCACGUCCGCAAUCCACGAGCCCUCCCAGCAGCAGUCUGCAAAGACGAACGACUGAUGGGCCGCUCCUUUGCGGAGCUCUGCUGGCCUGGGCUCGGAGAAAAGAUCAGCGCGUCUGGCCAUAUGUACGCAAGGACAUUGAUUCUGAUGCACGGCGAGGGCGAGAUCCUGCAGCUGGGCCGCGUCCGCGGGCUCGACCUGGUGCACAGGUGCUCGUUGGCCUGCUUCCCCUACAUGCGUGAUGGAAAGCCUUGA